AUGCUCUUCCUACGUACCCUCAGGUGUCCAGGACAGAGGCAGUUCCCUGGGAUCCGGGACUGUUCCAGCCUGAAUGGGGCUGCUGGGGAGCGUGAGAAAUGGCCCCAGCCUCCCCCAGGGCUGAGCUCUGCCCCUAACGCUCUGAUUCUCUCUCCAGUGAAUGUGACUCUGGAUCCAGACACGGCUCAUCCCAACCUCAUCCUGUCUGAGCAUCGGAAAAUUGUGAGAUGGGGACACACGCAGCAGCGACUGCCCAACAACCCUGGGAGAUUUGACACUUGGCCCUGGGUGCUGGGCUGUGAGGGAUUCACCUCGGGGAGACAUUGCUGGGAGGUGGAGGUGGAGGUGGAGGAUGGGCGAUGCUGGGCUGUGGGGGUGGCCAGAGAGUCUGUGGGGAGGAAGGGAUGGAUCAGCCAUAGCCCUGAGGGGGGGAUCUGGGCUGUGAGGCGGUGGGGGGAUCAGUUCUGGGCUCUCACCUCCCCUGAGACCCCCCUGCCCCUGAGCCGGGUCCCCAGCAGGAUCCGGGUUUGUCUGGAUUGUGACUGGGGGCAGGUGACAUUUAUCGAUGCUGGUGACGAGGCCCCGAUCUUCACUUUCCCGCCGGGCUCCAUCCCUGGGGGGAGAAUCCGACCCUGGUUCUGUGUGGUGGGGACAUGGGGAUCCCGGCUCAGACUGUGUCCCUGAGACACACUGCAGAGAGUGGAACUGGAAAUGAGCCUCUCUAGCCACACAAAGCCCAGUCUCUAUGACCUUGGAGGACUCCCAUCUACCCAGCCUCUGGCUCCUCAUCUCUAUGGCCCCUGAAAGCACCUCCCCCGCCCUCUUUGCAGCCCCAGGGAUGGGAGGGGGAAGAACUCCUGAAGCUGCAGGAGGGGCAGAGGUGGGGGCUUGGCAGGGGGAACUAACAGCCGGGCUGGGGACAGGCGGAGGUGGGGGUUGCAGGGGCACAGCGUGAAUCAAUCAGGGUUUGGAGGGUUGGGGAGAAGCAGCAGCAGCCAGGAGCGUUUUGUACAGAUCUGUGUCCUUAGAUCUCACUGGGGGCUCCCAGCCGGGGAUCAGCACGAGGGGAAGGGAUAAAAUCAGGGAAAGAAGAGAGCAGCCGAGGGGGAUGAUCUGUGACAGGGAGGAGAGACACAGGGAAAUAAACGGGGAUAGGAAGUGAGGCUAGAACAAUAAUGAAUAGAAAAGGACAGUAUGGAAGGAAAGGGAACGUGAGCGGGAUGGGGAGAUUUAUUUCAUGUUACUGAAAGUGAGACUGUAACUCAUUAAUUCCCUAUAUUAAUUCCUGGCCAUUGGUGCUAUUUUAGUGCCAUAAAGAAAACUGUUCUCAGUAGUUGGGGAUCUCCUUGUUGGGCUGUGGUUAUUAAAGCUCCUUCUUAACUUCUUCUGCUUUGCUACUUUCCAGCUACUUACUGUAAAUAAAACAUUACAAACAAUUCUUCUUCUUUGUUCCACUUUAAUGUCUCAGGUGCAGGUGGGCAUCAUGGGAUUUGCUUCCCAACUGGGUUGUGUCCCUCCAACCCCCACAAGGAAUAUCGCGCCUUUAGGAAGAGAGAUUGGAUUUUAAUGUGAUGUGUCACUCUCCAGCCUGUGCUCUGUCUCUAUCCUGUAUCCACCCGUGUCAAUCAGGAAUUGCUCAGAUGUGCUCUAUGAAGAGGUGACUGGUUACACAGGGUGCGAUCCAUGAAGGGACUUGGG
Messenger RNA from Mauremys mutica (yellowpond turtle), 1698 nucleotides. RefSeq names its product butyrophilin subfamily 1 member A1-like. The transcript is spliced from 2 exons. The coding region runs from base 1 to 684 and encodes 227 amino acids. Lineage: Eukaryota; Metazoa; Chordata; Testudines; Geoemydidae. The record is from RefSeq and is a predicted model, not a curated record. Gene Ontology annotation, molecular function: protein binding.